AAAAAAAAAAAUAAAUCGUGACAACGUGGAAAACGAUGAAACACGGCGUGUACGGCGAGGCAAAGGCUCUCAUUUGCUUCGGUGCCUUCAAAUGAAGCCGGUAUUUUUAAAUGUAAUGUAAGCCAGUAACACUUCCCCCAACCGAGGCAUUCUCCUCUUGUUUCCCCCCGUCUGGUUGGGAAAAGCAUUCUAACGAUUACCUUCGUGUAAUUUUCUCGCUUUGCCAUCACUUUUUCUUGUGUGUUGCUUUCACGGUUCCCUUAGUAAAACGUUAAAUACCAACAGCAACGUCAUACUGUACACGGUACAGGGUACAGGAGUCGUUGGUGGUGCACCAACGCUUACACAGCCGGAAUCCUUACUAACAAAUAGUAGACAGACCGAGACACACAAAUGAGCACGGUCACGAAUGGGUCUUUCGCUUAAGGAUGACGACGGUUUUUGGGAUGUGCGGAGGAGGUCUGUGCAUGACGAUACCGAGGACAGCUGGGACAUGGAAGACAUGUAAUUUGCUAAUGGUAGAGGACGUACUAGGAAUAAAAAAAACACCCACACACACACACACACAUUGGUAUAUACACAAAAAGGAUUCUUACCGAACGAAAUAGAAGAGGCGACAGGUGAAAUUAGAUAAGACCGGCCAUACCACCGAUGACGACGAACGCUGGGGAAUGUGUUUAAAAUUAAUCGUACAGUCAUCCUAGACCUAAGCGUAUGGAGCUAAAUUCCGUUCCGGGGUUUUUUUCUUCUUCUUCAUACAAGAAUAAUCAGACCCGGAGGAAAAUGGCGCAAACUUGACGAUUACGAACGAGGUGUGUUAACUCUCGCAUGAAGGAGGGAAGCAAGUGUGCGUCCAUACGGGCCUACAGUGGAAAUGGAAUAGAAACGAUUGCUCUAAUUGCUUGGAAAAGCUCGGUGAAAUUACAAAUUGACCCCUACGAGGUACGAGGCCACGUGUAGGAAUGUGUGCAAUUUAGCUUCAAGGGUUUGAUACCGUUGUACCUGAGGCACAUUGCAAAUAAAGAAUAGCGUCUUGGUUCAAGGAUCAAAUUGGGGGGGUUUUUUUGGUUUUCGUCUACUCAUUAAUGAAGAUGUGUUGAGAAAUUUCUAUGCGAUUCUUUAGACGUUUCGGUCGGUGAUUGAUGUAACAAUUUGAUAGAAUUUUAAAUGUUUAUAGUGCAUUGAAUUUAUUGGAAGAAAUCCAAAGCUCUGUUUUGAUAUUUUUGAGCGGUUCUGAGGCUAGUUUUGGGUCUUAAGCACUGAGAAUUGGUCUAGUCAGAGAUGUUCGUCCACAAUGUUGGAAGUGGUAUGGUAUAUAUUCAAGAUUAUUGUGUCUUAUUUUCAGGAGAUGCUCGUCUAAGUGUAGAUAGAGGAGUUCCUUAUGAAGUUGAACCUCAUUCUAGAAAACCUUGAGACCAUAUUGUCAUUGCAAUCUUCGCUUGCCUCAGAGAACUUUCAAACUGCAGCGUUAGCGUAUACGGGAUGGCUUAAUGUUAGGUAGCUGUGGGCUAAUUAAUGAGUCAUAGAUGAGUGAUCACUAGUGAAGGGGAUUAAUAUCGGUUCUGGAAUCAAACCAUGAAAGCCUGUGAGAAACACUGAAGAGUUUUAGUUACUGUACGAUAUUGCAUCACUGUGCUAUAGCAAAUUAUUCAUGUUAGUAUCUGAUACAUAGGUUACGUCAUGAGAUUGACACCGAUCCUCAACAUUAUAUGAAGUUAUGAAAGACACUAAUUUAGAGCAUCGUUAGAAAAAAACCUGGAACAAAGUUGGAAAACAAAGAUGUAAGUGUGAAUUACAAAACAAGAAGUAGGUAUUUCCAGAAAUAAAGCGAUAUUUUCCAAAAAUACACAAUACUUUUCCAAACCAUCUUACAAUAACCAUAAUUUGUACUCCUUUGUUCGCUAGACAGAUGUCUCAAGCUUUGCACGCCGAUCAACGAUUCCUCCUGAGAUAUCGUCCGGAAAGCCAAGUACCCAUGCCUAUUAACCUUCAAAUUCUAUCCAGCUGUAUCGGCUUACGUCAGUAUUGGCAUUCCAAACUCGAACCAGGAAAGGGACUCCUAUUGCAAAAUGGAUUUGUAUCGGCUUCCCGAAAUGGAUCCCCGGGGACACAUAAAAAAGGAACAUGAUGCCCACUGAAUUCCUUGGAACGUUUGUACGUCCAAAGUGGAUAGCGUCUGUAGUAUAAAGGCGACAUUCAGGGAUGAUUUCGGAUUUCUUCGACACUAUCCGGGUACGGAUCGUACAUUGUGCACCAAGGUUUUGUCACCAAGAAGUUGUUCCGUCCAGUACACCGUACUGCUGAACCCGGCUGAACGGCUGAAAGGUUAUCAGACACGAAAUGUCACAAAACAAAAUGCACAAAAUUAACACGCGAGUGUAAUUGAAUUGAAGGUGUGUGUGGCCCUUUCCGAACCAUUCGCAUUUGGUUGCGAUGUAAAAAUGCACCAUCGCUUGCAUUGCUUGAUUUGAAUUUCUAUCCCCAACAUCUUGUCACGCGGACAGCGAGUGAGACGCUGGGCAGGUGCAACAGAAGGAGUGCCACGGUAAGCGUGUGUUCGUGGAAUCCGUGACGCUGGGUGCAACGGAGUGCAAUUGGUACUCACCGGCGUGGAAGAUGGUUUGCAGUUGCACUCGAUGAAGAAUUGCACCCGGGUGCAAUUUGGUGUGUUGUUGCGAUUUCUUCGUGUAAAGAUUGUGUUGUGUGAAGGUGGGAAGGUUCUCGGUGCAUAGUUUGGCAGGACAAAUGAGUGCUAUUGUCGUUCGGUGAAAUUUGUUCCAGCCGGAAACGGAAAUUUGGAGGAAAAUUCUCAUUAAUUCAGCAGUUGAUAUCCCAAACGGUUAAGCUAAACCGAAUGGCAAACGAACGAUGGCCCACCGCAAAGUGUCGUGUGCUGGUGGUCGUGUCGAUAACGCUCACGCUGCUGGUAACGCUUGUCGUGACACUGUCAUCGAGUGGCCCAUCGCUGGCACAUCGCGAUACAGCUGACGAUGAUUCACCGCCCGACUGUAUGGUGCCCUUCGAUCGUGGUCUUGCCGUUGGUGCGCGACGUCAAACGUACGGCGGGAAGACGUACUGUGCCUACGAGGGCAUACCGUACGCACAGCCUCCAGUCGGUAAACUACGAUUUGAGGAUCCACAACCUUACCACUUCGAGGGGGCUCGGCUGUUUCGGAAUGUUUCGUACGCGUGCCCCCAAGCGUACGAAGCGCCCGCGCACAUGGAUAAGCUGCAAACGAGCGAAGAUUGUUUGUACUUGAACGUUUACACUGGGAGCGAUGCGGCAGAUGGUUCGCUACGGCCUGUGAUGCUCUGGAUACAUGGCGGAUCUUUUGUGGUUGGAUCGUCUGAGACGGACAUCUUUGGACCGGAGUUCCUGGUAGAGAAGGGCAUCAUCGUGGUAACGUUCAACUAUCGGCUGGCUGCGCUCGGUUUCCUCUCACUUCCGGACCUCGGCAUUAACGCGAAUCUCGGCUUGCUGGAUCAGCUCGAGGCACUGCGUUGGACCGCUCGCAAUGCGAUCCACUUCGGGGGUGAUGCGGCACGGGUUACUCUGUGUGGAUGGAGCGCCGGUGCCGCUUCGGUGACGUACCAUCUCUACUCACCGGCCGCCAAGGGCCUGUUCCACAAUGCGAUCAUCAUGAGCGGGAGUAUGACGCAAUCCUGGGCGUACGCCUACGAUCCGAACCGGUGCGGGCGCGACUAUCUGCGGGCCCAUGACGCCACCAGCCUCGAACAGCUGCAGUCCCGUCCGCUCGGUCAGCUCAUGUCGAUGGAGCGAGGAUAUCACAUAAAUUUCUUCUCGCUGUACUACUACUGCUUCCUGCCGACCGAUGACAGUUAUCGGCCGGAGCCGGACUUGCGGAUCGUUGGACGGGAUCCGUUCGCGCGGGUACGCACCGGACCACCGGAAAGCGAUGUCCCGCUGCUGGUCGGUUACACCACGCUCGAGCACGGUAAUCUUUUUCUCGACCGUGACUUUUCCCACACCACGCCCAACUUCCCGAACGAUAAUGGCACCAUUCACGCGCUGCUGGAAGAUUACCUAGACCGGCGGGCACAGUCCAACAGGUCAACGUCGAGGCGUCGCUACUACCAGGAGCUAGCAUCGGUGGCGGACAUUAUCUACGGCAUACAGUACUUCAGCCGGCACGUAGCGGCCCAUCAGCGGGCUCCACUGUAUCGGUAUCUGUUCGCGUACGAUGGUGCAUUCGGGUAUGCAAAGCACUGGUACUACCGGAACGAGAUAGUGCGCCCGGAUUUGGCCGGUCCGAUGCACGGUGACGAGCUCGGUUAUCUGUUCACACCUUACAUCUACCGCGGGCGACGGCUGAAGGAUAUCGAUGGGAAAGCGUAUCGAACGGAACGCCGUGUGCAGCGUCGGAUGUUACGCCUGUGGUGCAACUUUAUCAAAUAUGGAAAUCCGACCCCGGUGUCCUUGAAGGCAGACAACGUAACGCAGGGCCGGAGGGCCGUCCGAUGGUAUCCUUACAAUGAUCCGAUUCCGGAACGGGCACACCACUAUCUGCGGAUCGAUCGGCGAAUCCAGAUGCUGCCGGAUACGGAUGGCGAAAACCCGUUCCAUCGGGUUUGGGAGCGCGUGUUCCGGUGUCUGUACGAGUUCGAUUGUGAAUUCUUAAGUACCGACAAACAGCCGGAGGAUGUUUGAUAGUGAGUGCGUGUCACGACUUACGCGUGCGGGAGCUAGAGUGACUGAGAGAGUAAAGGACGUUUGGUGAUACGGGAAAACAAACCCACAAUCUCCAUUCCAUCAACGUGCAUGUAAAGUGUAAUAAUAAAAAAAGGGUCGGAUCAUGGCUUUGCCGAUCGGUUGUGCUCCACGAAAAAAAGGACGCAGUACGAAAGGGAUCUUUUUUCUUUCUGGCGUCCGGAAUUAGGAUAAUGCGUGCUUUGUGUUCCCGCUCCUUUUAUAAUCUUCUUCCUACAGCUUACGCCAUUUUCUGCAAUAACUUCAGGUGAAAACAUCUACGGUAGGAGUAAAGCCGAUCAUGACAAUGAAAUUGUUAGUCCUGUGUCGGUUGUGCAGUUUGACUUCUUUAGGGCGAUGAUGUAGUCAAAAAAUAGAUACGAGACAUAUUGCAAUUCCGAUAUGAAUGUGAUGCUUUCUUUAUUGUGAUGCUUCUUUUUAACAUUGUUAAGGAGAUUUAUAAAGGAAGGAGGAAGCAUUGAAGAAAGAAAUAUUCCAAUCGUUUGUAACCUCUUUUCAUGUAGUUCGAUUGCUGUAAUCAAUGUGUGAAGGUAAUAAAGUUACUUACGGAACAAAUCAAA
This is a messenger RNA of Anopheles funestus (African malaria mosquito), 5289 nucleotides long. Its product is annotated as esterase B1-like. Bases 2855 to 4669 code for a protein of 604 amino acids. The record is from RefSeq and is a predicted model, not a curated record. NCBI's taxonomy places the organism in Eukaryota, Metazoa, Arthropoda, Insecta, Diptera, Culicidae. The transcript is spliced from 4 exons.